CCUUGUUGUGAAGGCUGGAAAAUACCGCUGCUGUUCAAAGGAAGAAAGAUUGGCAUUCCUCUAGUAGGUGCUGCACAUACAUAGAACAAGCUUGAAGCAAGUUUUACAGGUUGCAGAAUCAGCAUGUGUCUCCAAUAGUUAAAAAGCCAGAAGCCGUCUCCACCAGCCAAGAAACCAGCAAAGAUAUUUCACAAUGGAUGCAGACGAUGAAGAAAAUAUGAGUUCGAGCAGCACCGACAUUAAAGAAAACCGCAAUGUGGACAACGUUCCCCCCAAGGACAGUGCCGGGCAGGCGCCUGGCGAGGGGACCCCACUCUCCAACGGCGGUGGCAGCAGCAGCAGGAAGAGACCUUUGGAGGAGGGCAACAAUGGCCAUUCCAGAUUUCGCCCCAAGAAGAGGAAGAAAACGCCCGGCCCUGUUCUGCCAAAGAACGCCCUGAUGCAGCUUAACGAGAUUAAACCUGGUUUACAAUACAAACUCCUCUCCCAGACAGGGCCGGUCCACGCCCCUAUGUUUGUGAUGGCAGUGGAAGUCAAUGGGCAGGUGUUUGAGGGGUCUGGCCCGACAAAAAAGAAAGCCAAGCUUCACGCUGCCGAAAAGGCUCUGCGCUCCUUUGUCCAGUUCCCAAAUGCCUCAGAAGCCCACCUGGCCAUGGGCAGGACUCUGUCGGUCAACACGGACUUCACAUCCGACCAAGCAGACUUCCCCGACACCCUUUUCAAUGGGUUUGAGACUCCAGUCCCUUCUGACGCUUCCUUUUACCUGGGCUCCAACGGGGAUGGGUCCUUCGGCUCCAGCGGGGACUACGGCUUGCCGUCGUCUGCCGUAGCCAGCAGCCUUUCCCAGUCGCCUCUCCCCCCACCCUCACCCUACCCCAUGGCCAGCGGGAAGAACCCCGUCAUGAUCCUCAACGAGCUGCGCCCGGGGCUGAAGUACGAGUUCCUCUCGGAGAGCGGAGAGAGCCACGCCAAAAACUUUGUCAUGGCUGUGGCGGUGGACGGUCAGACUUUCGAAGGUUCGGGAAGGAAUAAAAAGCUGGCAAAAGCUCGGGCUGCUCAGUCAGCCCUGGCAUCCCUGUUUAAUAUGCAGCUGGACCAGACUCCAUCUCGCCAGCCCAUUCCCAGUGAGGGGCUCCAGUUACACUUGCCACAGGUGUUAGCUGAUGCUGUUGCACGCUUGGUUGUAGAUAAAUUCAGUGAUUUGACAGAAAAUUUCUCAUCUCCACAUGCACGUCGAAAAGUCCUUGCUGGAAUUGUCAUGACAACAGGUACAGAUGUGAAAGAUGCCCUGGUAAUAAGUGUUUCUACAGGAACAAAAUGCAUCAAUGGUGAAUACAUGAGUGAUCGUGGUCUUGCACUAAAUGAUUGCCACGCAGAAAUUAUAGCUCGACGGUGUCUGCUGAAAUUUCUGUACACGCAGCUUGAGCUUUACCUAAGCAAUAAAGAAGAUCAGCAAAAAUCCAUUUUCAUCAAAUCAGAGCAAGGCGGGUUUAAGCUGAAGGAGAAUGUGCAGUUCCAUCUCUAUAUCAGCACAUCUCCUUGUGGUGAUGCUCGGAUUUUCUCACCCCAUGAAGCAGCACAAGAGGACCAAGGGGACAGACAUCCCAACCGCAAAGCCAGAGGACAGCUACGGACAAAAAUCGAGUCUGGGGAAGGGACCAUCCCUGUGCGCUCCACUACCACUAUCCAGACGUGGGAUGGGGUAUUGCAAGGAGAGAGGCUGCUGACCAUGUCUUGCAGUGACAAGAUAGCCAGGUGGAACGUAUUGGGUAUUCAAGGAGCCUUACUUAGCCUCUUUGUGGAGCCAAUUUACUUCUCUAGCAUCAUCUUGGGGAGUUUAUAUCAUGGGGAUCAUCUAUCCAGAGCCGUAUACCAGAGGAUAGCAGAGAUAGAAGAUCUACCACCUCUUUAUACACUCAACAGACCUUUACUUAGUGGUAUCAGCAAUGCAGAAGCCCGUCAGCCAGGGAAAGCCCCGAACUUCAGUGUGAACUGGACAGUAGGAGACUCUGGUCUGGAAGUCAUUAAUGCUACAACUGGCAAGGAUGAGAUGGGCCGUGCGUCACGCCUCUGCAAGCAUGCGUUCUACAGCCGCUGGAUGCGCAUCCAUGCUAAGCUUUCCUCCAGCUUGCGCUCAAAGAUCCUCAAGCCCAACCUGUACCACGACACCAAGCAAGGAGCCACUGAGUAUCAAACUGCUAAAGAGUGUUUGUUUAAAGCAUUCCUGAAGGCAGGACUUGGAGCCUGGGUGGAGAAGCCCAUAGAACAGGAUCAGUUUUCUCUCACAAUCUAAUUCACAAACUGCACAUCACUUUGGAAAGGAAGUUGUUCUGGAGAUUCCUGGUGUCCAGCAUUGCUUUCUGGCAUCUCCACAGCCGUCAAAACAUCUUUCUGCUCUUUGGAGUUGAGUUUCUUUGGGUUUUUUUUGAAACUUCACAGUAGCUGUUUCUGUUUUGCCUAAGUAUUGAAACUCAAUGAUGAUCCAACACAUAAUUGUAUAUUUUGUUAUAAGAAAGUAAUUUCUGGUGUAUUUCUAGAAAUACUUCUACUGUAGAAAACUUGCAGUAAGGCUGUCCUUACUGUAUACAAUGACUCAUUUUUUCUGGGUUAAAAUAAGUUCUUUUUUAAUUCAAUGUCAUCAAGUGCAUGAAGAAAUUAAUAGUUUCUCUAGGUUUUACACCACACUUUUAGGAAGUAGCUUAAUUUUUAAAAAAGAAAAUAGGCGACAAAGCUGAUUCUACUCCUCUGUUAACUUGUUUUUCAACUGCAGAUAUUUUUAGUACAUAGACCACAGAGCCAGAAUGGAGUCUGGACAGCUAGUUUUUUCCCAAUUCCUUUCUCUUUAAAACCAGCUGCUGAAAAUUUCAUGUCUUUGAUGUAUGUAUUUAUUAGUCUGUGAGCCAGUUUUUAACAUGCAGCUUUUUAUUCUGUUUUUAAAAAUACAUUUACCUCCCAUUUAUA
Messenger RNA from Pseudopodoces humilis (Tibetan ground-tit), 2961 nucleotides. RefSeq names its product adenosine deaminase RNA specific B1 (gene ADARB1). The record is from RefSeq and is a predicted model, not a curated record. Gene Ontology annotation, molecular function: double-stranded RNA binding; adenosine deaminase activity; tRNA-specific adenosine deaminase activity. Lineage: Eukaryota; Metazoa; Chordata; Aves; Passeriformes; Paridae. Gene Ontology annotation, biological process: RNA processing; adenosine to inosine editing. Gene Ontology annotation, cellular component: nucleolus; cytoplasm.